Paramecium sonneborni is the source of this 785-nucleotide messenger RNA. The record is from the annotation of a GenBank genome assembly. NCBI's taxonomy places the organism in Eukaryota, Ciliophora, Oligohymenophorea, Peniculida, Parameciidae.
UAAUUAUUGAAAUUUAAUAAUGAAAAGCAUAGCAAAAACAGAAGAAGAUUCUCCAAAAAAGCCUAUUUGGGAAUCUUUAUUAGAAAGAGUAUACUUAAUAUUUUAUAUAGGGUUCAUGUAAAAAAGAAGAAAUAAAGAAAAAAAUUGAGGAAAAGAAAAUAAAAGAAGAGGAAUUAGAUCCGGAAUGUACUUUUAAGCCUUCUUUAAUAAAUUAGAUCUGUAAGAUUAAAUAUUAUUGUAAUAAGAACUAUAAAAUGAUAAACCUUUUUAUGAAAGACAAUUAAAAUGGUUAGAUGAUAGGAAAUAAAAGAUUAAUGAAAAAAGGGAUGGCGCUAAAGAUAAGAGUUUAGAGAAAUGUUCAUUUUAACCUUAAUUGGGACCAUCUCCAUAAAUACCUGAAGUAGACAUUAAGAACACAAAAGGAAUGGAUUCAUUUAUUCAAAGACAGGAAAAAGCAAGAAAAUUAAAAUAAGAAAAGAAUAUGUUAUUGAAUAAUCCAUAUUCUCACUUAAGUUCAGAAAAGAAAGCUGUAUUGACAGUAUAAUUAUAAUUAUUUAAUGUAGAACCAAUCAUAUUAUAGUAGCAAUCAUCCAAUUUCAAAGGAAUAUGAAUCUAUUAAGAAAGCAGAGAGAAUUGAUUUUUCAAAAGCAGUUGAGACGUCAUAAGAAAUUGAAACAUAAUCAUAAACCUAAUAAUAGUAGAAAAUGCAAUUAGGAAUGGCAAUGAAAAUGUUACACAAUCAAUUAUAUAAUAUUCAAUUUAAUAGUGAAUUUUGAUGUGUUUAU